GAAUUAUUCGUCUCUUCCUCUUUAUUUUAAUCCCGUAUUUCACGGCCUUGCCGUCCUGCUAAAUACCUCGCCCCUCCUCGUUCCAUUUUAUUAAUAUUUUAUAUACUUUUUUUUCCCCCCUUGCCUCCCUCUCUUUUCCAGGCCGCACUGCUUUGCUUUGGAAUUCAUUUCUUCCCUCGCCAUCUUCACUAUGUCCGGCUUGGAUCUCUGACAUUUAUUUCCACUGGAAAGUUGAUCGUCGAGGUUUCUUUCAUCUUUCUUUAGCCCUCACUCACCAUAUUAAAACCUCAACUCGGGUCCAGAUCUCUCCGGUCUGAAGAGGCUGUAUUGUGGGUGCGGUCGUCAAGAUGUGGUACCCAACAUUGCGUAUGCCUCAUCUCAACUUCAUCCGGAUACACUAUGUCUAUAUACUCGCGCUCAGCAUCGUCGGCACCAUCAUCCUCUAUCCGAUCAAGAAUAUGAGGGGGAUUGAUGCCUUCUUCCAGGCCGUCAGUGGCUCCACCGUCACGGGCCUUAACACCGUCGACCUCAAGGAGAUGAGGCUCUACCAGCAGAUCACUGUCUGGUUCCUCCCGAUGCUGGGCAACAUGUGCUUCGUCAACGUCGUCGUCGUCUACGUCCGUCUGCACUGGUUCGAGAAGAAGUUCAAGGACAUCGUACAAUUGUCACGGCUGCCGUCCUCAGAGCGUUCUCGUGCUCAACUGCUCUCGGUGAGCCCAAAAGCUCAGAGCAGCGACGACACAGCCUACCCGCACAACAUCAGAGUCCUGCGUCCCGACCCUGCUCAUGAGGAGGCCGAUAUGGUCAAUCUACGGCAGAGGCCAGCUGCCAAGAGGGACGAGUCAUCGGACUCUCCAACGGCAGAGGAUCAGAGUCCGUCGUCCGAGAACAACAACGCUGAAAGACCGCCCGUACAGCCUGGCCACAUCACCUUCUCCUCUGACACCUUCGAUAAGCCGAACCGUGGGAAGGCACUCAGGAUCCCUGGCCCACGGGAGUUUGAGAAGGGCUACAAGGUGCAGGAGGUUGAUGAUGAGGACGAUGCUGAUAUGACAAAGAGCAUCGAUGAUCCAUUUGGUGCCGGCCCUUCUGACGCCUAUCGAAAGCUCCCUGCCAUGGAAAGACUGCUUUCUCAUGCUGCUUCCUUUGAACAUGCUGCCUCAUCCGCUUUCAUCAUUGGAGGUUCCUCCAGAAGUAGAUCGAGGUCCAGGUCCAGAGGCCCAAUGAACAGGGUUUCGUCCAGAGGUGCCGCCACUCAAGCAUUGCCGUAUCUCUCUUAUAACCCCACGGUAGGAAGAAAUUCCAAAUUUUUGGGGUUGACUGAGGAUCAAAAGGAGGAGCUUGGCGGCAUUGAAUAUCGCAGCUUGAGAUUGCUGCUGAAAAUUGCCGGCGGUUACUAUGUCAUUGGGCACAUCAUUGGGGCCAUAGGCCUCAUUGCAUGGAUAUGGAACUCCAAUCCAAAAUACCGGGAUUACGUCCGUGGGGAGUGUGCAGUCAAUCCUACCUGGUGGGCGUUUUAUUCGUCCAUGACAACAUUCAAUAACCUCGGAUUCACUCUCACUCCAGACUCCAUGAUCAGCUUUCGGGACUCUACUUUCCCAAUGCUGUGGAUGACCUUUUUGAUCUAUGUUGGGAAUACUGCGUACCCAUGCAUGCUGCGGUUGAUCAUCUGGAUAGCCUUCAAACUUACUCCCGAAGGUUCUUCGAUUAAAGAACCGCUGAACUUUUUGCUGGACCAUCCUAGACGUUGCUACACCGUCCUCUUCCCAAGCAAGGUGACUUGGUUGCUAUUUGGCAGCUUGGUUUUGAUCAAUGGCUUCGACGUCAUCUUGUUCUUAAUCCUGGAUCUCCAUUACCCGGAGGUCACCGCAAUUCAAUCCGGAUGGCAUCGAUUCUGUGCUGCACUGUUUCAAACUGCGUCUGCACGCACUACAGGAACCUCUAGCUUCGCCGUUGCAAAUGUUCAUCCUGCUGCUCAGUUCAGCUUGAUGGUAAUGAUGUACAUUUCCGUAUUUCCAAUUGCUCUCAGUGUCAGAGGAACCAAUACAUACGAAGAAUCAUCCCUCGGCAUAUUCGAUUCUACAGAAGAACUAGUGGAGAUGAAGCGGACGUCUUAUCUGGGUGUCCAUAUCAAAAUGCAGCUGGCCUUCGACUUGUGGUAUGUCUUCUUAGGUGUUUUUGUGCUCGCCAUCGCCGAGGGCAGUAAAAUAGCCGAUCCGAAUAAUCCUGGAUUCAAUAUGUUUUCCAUCUUCUUCGAAGUAAUUUCUGCCUACGGAAACGUCGGCCUCAGUCUUGGUCACCCAGACGUAAAUACUGGGUUGACAGGAAAAUUUGGCAUCGUUGGCAAAUUGGUAAUAUGCGCCAUGAUGAUUCGUGGGAAGCAUCGUGGCCUGCCAUAUGAAGUGGAUCGUGCUAUUAUCCUGCCUGGCGAGAAACGCAUCGUCGAGGAAGACGCGAGGAUUGAAGCUAUGAGCCAUAAUUUAAGCCGUCGACAUACCAAUUAAUAACAAAAAUACGCCUGGGCUUUUACUCUCGAUAACCACACCUGACGCUCCAAUGUCAACUACAGUCGACUUUUUAACGACCCCCCUUUUUCUCUGGGAGGAUAUUUGAUGCAAAAGAAAGAAAAGAAUCGAAUAAUGUAUGACAAAGCUUUUAGACCUUGGAAAGGAUGCUGUUAUUUCAUACUUCGUGAUCAUAUUAUGGGCGUUCUGGGGUAAGGGAAGACUAAAACCAUUUUAGUCGGUAAUCUGCAGCGAAUAUGUUCGG
This is a messenger RNA of Coccidioides immitis RS, 2769 nucleotides long. Its product is annotated as trk family potassium uptake protein. Gene Ontology annotation, molecular function: high-affinity potassium ion transmembrane transporter activity. The record is from RefSeq and is a predicted model, not a curated record. Gene Ontology annotation, cellular component: plasma membrane. The transcript is spliced from 13 exons. NCBI's taxonomy places the organism in Eukaryota, Fungi, Ascomycota, Eurotiomycetes, Onygenales, Onygenaceae. Bases 348 to 2504 code for a protein of 718 amino acids. Gene Ontology annotation, biological process: potassium ion import across plasma membrane; intracellular potassium ion homeostasis.